Daphnia pulex (common water flea) is the source of this 1865-nucleotide messenger RNA. Its product is annotated as skin secretory protein xP2-like. The transcript is spliced from 6 exons. NCBI's taxonomy places the organism in Eukaryota, Metazoa, Arthropoda, Branchiopoda, Diplostraca, Daphniidae. Bases 330 to 1310 code for a protein of 326 amino acids. The record is from RefSeq and is a predicted model, not a curated record.
UUUUUCUAUCGAUCGUGUGACAGCGUCAUUUAUAUUGUCUCAUUCUAUUCAAUAAGAAAUAACGUUGCAAUACGUGAAACACUAGGAGAUGUUAUAGCGUCUGGUUUUCGCCAACCUUCAGACGUCAGGAUGAGUUAUUACCUGCUUAGUGUUACCACGUGGUUUCGUUCUGCUGCUGGAAAAUAUAUAUCUGGGAAAAAAACGCCAUUUCAUGACGUGAAUGGGCAAGAUGCAGAGGUAUAUAAGCGGCGGCUUCUGACCAUUUCAAAGCACAGUUGGCAUCACUCGUCCUGUUUGUCAUCUUGUAUUACACUAGCUACUACAUCACAAUGUUUAAGGUUAAUAUGAACUCGUUGAAAUGUUUUCUGCUGUUUGCCCUGGUGCUAAUCAAUGGCACUGACGCUGGAAGAAAAGGAGGAAGAGGUGGAGGAUACGGUGGUGGUAUGUCAGGAGGCUACGGUGGAAGCAGUGGAGGAGGCUACGGCGGAAGCAGCGGUGGAGGAGGAGGCUACGGCGGAAGCAGCGGCGGAGGAGGCUACGGCGGAAGCAGUGGAGGCGGAGUCAGCUAUGGAGGUUCGGCUCCUCGUCCCAUGGCUUAUUCCCCUCCUGUACAACAACACGCUCCAGCUCCAAGACCGGCUUCUGCUCCUUCUCACGGAGGCUAUGGGGCAGGAUCGACUGGAAGUGCUCCAAUUCAUAUUCAUAUUCACGCCCCUGCUCCCGCUCCUGCUAUGGCACCUCACCGUCCGGCCCCUGCUGCACCCCGUCGACCGGCCCCUGCUGCACCCCAUCGACCUGCUCCAAUGGCCUCUUACGGCGGAGGUCAAGGAGGCCAAGCUGGAUACGGAGGAUCAUCAGGUGGCCAUGCUCCUUCAAUGGCCCAGUCCCAUCAACCAGCCCCAGCACAAUCGUACCAAUCAGCUCCAGCCCCAAUGGCUCAAUCCUAUCAAUCAGCCCCAAUGGCUUCUCAUCAACCACUUCCUGCCCCAAUGCCCCACCAAUCGGCCCCGAUGUCAUCUUACGGAGGUGGUCAUACGGCUCCAUCAGCUCCAUCCUAUCAAUCAGCCCCUGCUCCAAUGCCCCAACAACCGGCCCCAAUGCCAUCUUACGGUGGUGGUCCAUCAGCUCAAUCCUAUCAAUCAGCCCCAAUGGUAUCUCACCAGCAAGCUCCUGCUCCAAUGCCCCAUCAACCAGCCCCAAUGGCAUCUUAUGGUGGUGGCGGUGGUCAUGCUGCCCCAAUGGCCCAUUCUCAGCCAUCAGCCCCAGUUGAGUCUUACGGCGCUUCUUCCCAGUCCGGAGGAGGGUAUUAGUUUCCCAGUUAGGCAGAUUAAUGUAUUUGACCCUUUUAAAACUUGCCACUAUCUGCACCAAAAUCAUACAUUGUCCCAUACUUUAAUUUCCAAUUUGACAAAAUGCGAUCUUUGUACAAUAUUUGAUUGAUUGCACGAGAAUGGGCACAGUAAAUUAUUCUUUUUCUCAAUCUAUGCAGACUUGUGAAUCUAUACGUACGAUUACAUAUAUAGCUUCAUCAAUUAUGAUCAAAGUAGACAGAAGUAACCAUCAAAUUUAAUCGCAAGCUUGCACCGAGUCUUUAUUGCAGACAAAGCAAGUGAAAGUUGUAUGCCAAACAACAGCAAUAUGCGUAUCCUUAUUGUGUAAUCUCCCGUUACGCUCGACUCAAUGGGCCAUACAGCAAACACAAAUGUGUGAUCCUACUUCGUCCUCCUUGAUUAUAUUCUCUAACUAUAUAUCAGUAUAUAGGACUAUAAAACAACUUUGCACUUUAUUGCACCGUAGUACCCCCAUAUAACUUCACUUUCGCCGAUAUGUGUCGUUAUAAUAAACUCUAUAAACGAUCAUGUUAA